Messenger RNA from Lathyrus sativus (Indian pea), 360 nucleotides. The record is from the annotation of a GenBank genome assembly. Lineage: Eukaryota; Viridiplantae; Streptophyta; Magnoliopsida; Fabales; Fabaceae.
AUGGGAGGCAAAUGUCCACACAGAAAGGUGAAGAAGAGAAGAUUGUCCCACAAAACCGAUCGCCGUGCCAGAUUCCUCAUCAAAGGCGAUGACAUGGUUUAUGAUGAAUUGAAAAAGCCUGAGGAAGAGAGAAAAGCUUUACCUGUUGAUGAAGAUUUGCCUGGAAUGGGCCAACACUAUUGCCUUCACUGCGAUCGAUUCUUUGCCAAUGUAGCUGUGAGAGACGAUCAUUUCAAGACCAAAAAACACAGGAGACGUGUGAAACAAAUGAUGGGUGAUGCACCACACACUCAACUUGAUGCUGAGUUAGCUGCAGGGAUGGGAAUGCCAGAUAAUGGACCAAAGUUAAUGUCUAUGUAA